Messenger RNA from Colletotrichum abscissum, 144 nucleotides. RefSeq lists its product as uncharacterized. The record is from RefSeq and is a predicted model, not a curated record. The coding region runs from base 1 to 144 and encodes 47 amino acids. The transcript has a single exon. Lineage: Eukaryota; Fungi; Ascomycota; Sordariomycetes; Glomerellales; Glomerellaceae.
AUGCCCGAAGGGUCUUGGAAGUGCUGCGAGUGCAGCGAGAACAACAACAGCGAGCUAUGCGGAACGGAUGAGAACGACAAUAUGAAGUGCAACGCAACGCCUUGUAAUCACACAAAGUGUGACGACUGUUCAGACCCGGAUUGA